Molecule: messenger RNA, 2539 nt
Organism: Pocillopora damicornis (cauliflower coral)
Lineage: Eukaryota; Metazoa; Cnidaria; Anthozoa; Scleractinia; Pocilloporidae
Cellular component (GO): nucleolus
Molecular function (GO): GTP binding
Source: RefSeq, a predicted model, not a curated record
CAGUACUUUAGUUUAUAGUUUCCAGGUCGCACGUGGUCAAUAUGGCGGAUGAAAUCAAGUUCUGCGUAGUGCGUUGUAUUUAUUCAGAUUUUGAAUAAUAUCUCGGUAAGGAAAUUAUCAGACAACACAUUUGAGACACAUAUCUGUUUAACAUGGCGAAGACAAGGAAAAAGGCAGGUCCAGAGAAAACGGCCAAGAAAUCCAACAGCAGCAUGAACCCAGGAACAAGAAAGGAAAAAUAGUGAAGCCUGCUCCCUUUCAAAGCUCUGUUGCUUCAGGAGAAGUGGCACGAGUGGCUCCAAACAGAAAAUGGUUUGGAAACACAAGGGUGAUAUCACAAAAUGCUUUGCAAUCAUUCCAAGAUGAAAUGGGAAAAGUUCUCAAUGAUCCGUACAAGGCAUGUUGUAAAUGGCUUAGUCUCAUACAGUACUGUCCAAUGCAGUAUUCAAAUGUGACAAGCAUCCUCAACGCUGCCGAGAUAAGCAGCCAUAAUGUUAAAAGCCCCCCUUUACUCAGACAGUUUGCAAAGCUUCACACUGACAAGAAGCAAAUAAGUGUUGGCGUUAUUGGUUACCCUAAUGUCGGGAAGAGUUCCAUCAUAAACACACUGAGAGCCAAGAAAGUCUGUAACGUGGCACCAAUUGCUGGGGAAACCAAGGUGUGGCAGUACGUGACACUGAUGAGGCGAAUCUACCUAAUUGACUGCCCUGGAGUCGUGUAUCCAAGUGGUGACUCGGAAACUGAGAUUAUACUUAAAGGCGUGGUUCGUGUUGAGAAUGUGAAAGACGCAGCCUGCCACAUCCCCGUUGUAUUGGAACGGGUCAAGCAGGAGUACAUCGCGAAGACUUACAAAGUAUCAUCGUGGAACGAUCCAACAGACUUUCUGGAACAAGUCGCGCAACGAACUGGCAAGCUUCUCAAGGGUGGCGAAGCUGAUGUCAAUACAGUGGCCAAAAUGAUUUUGAAUGAUUUCCAACGUGGGAAGCUGCCAUACUUUGUUGCACCACCAAAUAAGGAAGGAGAAUCUAACUCAGAAGAAACGAAGAAUGAAAAGAAAACAUCGUCUCGAUUUCCACCACUUGAAGAAAGUUUUGUUAAAGAAGCAGACACUGAGGCUAAGGAUAAGAAAGAAGAACUAGCUGAGAAGGAAACGAGAACAGAAAACACCAAGCAAGGAAACGAAAAAACUGCUCAAAACGGCAGCCUUUCAGUUGGCGAAGAACAUAACUCCCCAACGGACCCAUUGGCUGAGGCACAAACAGCUGUUGAGACAAACGAUACAAAUAAAACUCAGGAAAGGUGUUCGUCUGAGACCGCAAAAAUUAAGUCUGGCGAGAAUACAGCGAUCAAUGACGACUGUGUUCAGAAGUCAAAGAAUGUAAAGUUACAUGUGAAACAGGAUUUCAGUGCCAUUAACGUUGGACUUGAAUAUACUGGCGACGAUGUGCAGCCCUUGGAAGAAGGGAAGGAACCUGAUGGAAAUCCUGAAUUUGAGGAUGAAAGUGAAGAAGAGGAAGAAGAGGAAGUUGAAGAAGAAGAAGAAGAAGAAGAAAAAGAAGAAGAGGAGGAGGAUAUGAGGGAGGAUGAAGAGGGAGAUGACGUCAGAGCAGCUUACGGGAAAUACGAAGAGGAGGAGCUUGGAAGCGAAGAGGAUGAUGAAACGGAAGAAGAAGAAGAGCAAGAGGACGAACAAGGAAAAAAUAAAAAGCAGCGACCACUUGAGAGUAAUGUGAAUACCAGAAUGGACGAGUGUAACGAGGAUAGUCAUAGUGACAGUGUAGAAAAUGAUGAUGAAUCGUCGGACAAUAAAAAAGAAUCAGAAGAAAGGCUUGGUCCUUUGAAGGAGUCGACAGUCACGUUAGACAAGGAGACUGAAAAAAGGAAACAGAGACUGCUCGAAAAAUACAAAAAGUUACAAGGUGUAGAAAAAUUACCCUCUCGCCGGGCACAGGAGUGGACUACGCCCACUGAUCAGCAAUUCUCUGUAAGGGUAAGCCCGUACGUCGCUUGUGUUGAAGCGGAAGGAAGCGAGGAAGGCACUAAGAAACAACUUGGCAAGGAACAUAAUGUAAAUAACACUCCACGAGCGCGUCCGGACAGAUUAUUAACAGCAACAAGAGAAACAAAAGUCACCAGGAAAGGUUUUAGAGGCACUGAUAGAAGACGUGGCAAACGCAAAAGUGACGACGACAGCGAAGGUGAUGAAUCGCCCAAACCAAAGGCACCACGUCUGAAAACAAACAAACAGAAGAUUGGUGUUCGUUACUACGAGACAGUGAAUGUGAAAAACAAGAACCGUAACAAGAAUGCGAAACUUCGGGAAGAACAAACGGGAAAGAAGGGAAAGAAAAGAAAAUGACCUGAUAUGCAAACGACGAUAGACUCCCAAAGACAUUUGAAUACAAUGCUUUGGCCAUGUCGCCAGGAGUCGGAAUGGUAAUUUUUAAGAAAUUUUUGAGGUCUGGCAAAAUUCAAGGAAAUUGUAGAAAUGUUUAUGUAAAGUUGAGGAAAAUUGAAAUUAAAGUUCUUUGCACGUUCA